Molecule: messenger RNA, 242 nt
Organism: Fulmarus glacialis (Northern fulmar)
Lineage: Eukaryota; Metazoa; Chordata; Aves; Procellariiformes; Procellariidae
Product: homeobox protein Nkx-6.3-like
Exons: 2
Biological process (GO): cell differentiation; regulation of transcription by RNA polymerase II
Cellular component (GO): nucleus
Molecular function (GO): DNA-binding transcription factor activity, RNA polymerase II-specific; RNA polymerase II cis-regulatory region sequence-specific DNA binding
Source: RefSeq, a predicted model, not a curated record
CCCCUGCUCAUCUGGCGGACAGCAUCCACAAGAAGAAGCACACGCGCCCAACCUUCACGGGGCACCAGAUCUUCGCUCUGGAGAAGACUUUUGAGCAGACCAAGUACCUGGCAGGUCCGGAGAGAGCACGGCUGGCCUAUUCCCUUGGCAUGACUGAGUCCCAGGUGAAGGUCUGGUUCCAGAACCGACGGACCAAAUGGAGGAAAAAGAGCGCCCUGGAGCCCUCCUCGUCCUCGCAGCGG